Molecule: messenger RNA, 1085 nt
Organism: Cyprinodon variegatus (sheepshead minnow)
Lineage: Eukaryota; Metazoa; Chordata; Actinopteri; Cyprinodontiformes; Cyprinodontidae
Product: T-cell ecto-ADP-ribosyltransferase 1-like
Exons: 3
Coding region: 197-1051 (284 amino acids)
Molecular function (GO): NAD+ poly-ADP-ribosyltransferase activity; NAD+-protein-arginine ADP-ribosyltransferase activity
Source: RefSeq, a predicted model, not a curated record
UAAAAAGACACACCUAGGCACUUUACCCAUUUUUGGUUUUCACUGUAAUGAAAUUUGCUCUCUGUAGUUGUUAUAUAUAUCUUAUUUAAAGCUGGAAUAGACUGCUGUAUGCUAGAGCAAGCAGACCAGAAAAGCUUAAACCAUAUUUGUUCCACAUCUGAGGUAGAUUGAGGGUGAUAGUAGAACCGAAUCUAAUAUGUAUACCGAGGGAAAAAAGCAUCUGGUUUUACUCAUUGUGUUGAUUUUCUACUGCCAGGUUACUCUCAGUACUUCAAAACUGCUGAAUGCAUCCUCUGCUGUUAUUGAUGAUCUCUAUGAUGGAUGCCGUGAAGAAGCCAUGAAGAAGUUUAAUCCUGACGUUUUAAAACAAGAGCUUGGCAAAAGUGAAAAACUGCAGAAAGCUUGGAACAAAUGGGAGCAAGAGAAAACAAGAACAAAUUGUUCAUCAAAGAUCCCCGGAGGAAGUAAAGAGCACACCUCUGCCCUGUCCGUCUUCUACUACUACAGGGGUACAAACUUUAUUAAGGAGCUGAAUAAUGCAGUGGAGAUGAUGAUGACAAAUGUUACCACAUAUGAAAAUGACUUUCAUUUCAAGGCCCUUCAUUUCCUACUGAUGGAUUCCAUGAAGUUGUUGAAGCCAAAGGAAUGCAAGGAGGUAUAUUUAGUCCAGGAGGAGCAAAUAAAACAAGAACCAAGCUCAAGUGUAAGGUUUGCAAGUUUCAUCGUUGCUGAAACAGACUUGGAAUUGAUUGAUUAUGUAGACCAAGUUGUUCUUAAAAUAAAAACUUGCUUCUACGUCGACCUGGGGGACCAGCUUUGUCAGAGAUAUCUUGGUAAAAUACUCCUAUCUCCAGCUGAAGUCUUCACCGUAGAGACCGUAGCUAAAAAGGAGAACAGUGAUGGUGAUGAGUUCAUUGAAGUGGUCUUGGCCCAUUCUGCUCUGAGAAGCAACCACAACUGUAUCAUGUUUUCAAGGUCUGCAGCUGACAUCAAUGCCCAUUUGUUUCUUCCUCUGCUUGCAGCAUUAGCAAUAUUGUCCACAUGUUUGUAAAAUAACUUCUUCUGACCUUAAAUUUAUCCAAAAA